GCAUACAGUCUCUUCACUGGUGUGGCAGGCUACCAGUUUGCAUUCCUGUUCUUCUCCAUGACUUGCUUCACGGGAUCCGUCUUUGUCAGCCUGUGUGUGCCUGAAACAAUGGGAAAGACACUAGAAGAAAUUCAAGAUACCUUGCAUGGAGUCAUUAAGAACCAGGAAGAGUAAAGAAAUUGGAAAAGUGCAAUGUAUCUGCAAUGGAACAUCUAUUCCAGCGAAAAGUGCAAGCACACGGAAAGAUCUAGAAAUGCUUGACAAUUCGCUGUUCUAUUUACAACAGAAAAGCUUUGAAAAGGAAAUGAUAAAGGAUUUUUGACCAACAAAAUUAUCAUGAAGGUGGGAUCAGAUUUAAAUAAUAUAUUAAAAAUAACUAGAGAAAACUGUAUUAAAAUAUAUGCAGCUUGCAAAGAAAUGAG
This is a messenger RNA of Gryllus bimaculatus (two-spotted cricket), 422 nucleotides long. Lineage: Eukaryota; Metazoa; Arthropoda; Insecta; Orthoptera; Gryllidae. The record is from the annotation of a GenBank genome assembly.